Molecule: messenger RNA, 1684 nt
Organism: Prosopis cineraria
Lineage: Eukaryota; Viridiplantae; Streptophyta; Magnoliopsida; Fabales; Fabaceae
Product: glucan endo-1,3-beta-glucosidase 12-like
Exons: 3
Coding region: 29-1456 (475 amino acids)
Biological process (GO): carbohydrate metabolic process
Cellular component (GO): plasma membrane
Molecular function (GO): hydrolase activity, hydrolyzing O-glycosyl compounds
Source: RefSeq, a predicted model, not a curated record
UUCCCUCUCCCUGAAACAGAGCAAAAGCAUGGCUUCUCCUUCACUCUCAUCAUCAUUUUUCUUCUUCAUCCUCUUCUCAUUACUUUCAGCUCUAUCACAUGCGGGAUCUUUCGGAAUCAACUAUGGAAGAGUAGCCGAUGACCUACCUCCACCGUCCAAGGUGGUGGAGCUUCUCAAGUCUCAAGGUCUCACUCGUGUAAAGCUCUAUGACACUGACGCCGACGUCCUCACCGCCCUUGCAAACUCCGGCAUCUCCGUCGUCGUUGCUCUCCCCAACGAGCUCCUCUCCACCGCCGCUGCAGAUCAAUCAUUCACCGAUGCUUGGGUCCAAGCCAACAUCACCAACUACUACCCCGCCACCCAAAUCGAAGCCAUCGCCGUCGGGAACGAGGUCUUCGUGGACCCAAAGAACACCACAAAAUUCCUCGUACCUGCCAUGAAGAACGUUUACGCUUCACUGGUUAAACAGAACAUAAGCUCCGACAUUAAAAUUUCUUCCCCCAUCGCUCUCUCCGCCCUGCAAUCAUCGUACCCGAGUUCAGCCGGAUCCUUCAAGUCCGAAUUAAUCGAACCCGUGAUCAAGCCCAUGUUGGAUUUCCUUCGCGGAACGGCGUCGUAUCUGAUGGUGAACGCGUAUCCAUUCUUCGCUUAUUCGGCCAAUGCUGAUGAGAUCUCUCUAGACUACGCGUUGUUCAAGGAGAACCCGGGUGUGGUCGAUUCGGGUAAUGGGUUGACAUAUCACAGCCUGUUCGACGCCGAGAUCGACGCCGUUUUUGCAGCCAUGUCGGCUCUGCAAUACGACGACGUAAAGAUGGUGGUUACGGAGACGGGUUGGCCCUCCAAGGGAGAUGUGGACGAGGUUGGUGCCAGCGAGGAAAAUGCGGCGUCGUAUAAUGGCAACCUUGUAAAACGUGUCUUAACGGGAAGUGGGACCCCCUUGAGGCCAAACGAUCCACUCAAUGUUUUUCUCUUUGCUUUGUUCAACGAGAACGAGAAACCGGGUCCCAAAUCGGAAAGAAACUAUGGGUUGUUUUAUCCCAACGAACAGAAGGUGUACAACAUUCCGUUGACGCUCCGGGAGCUUAAGGACGGCAAUGAGACGGCGCCUUCGUUGAAUGUCGAGAAGAGUCAAGUUCCGGUGACCGGAGGAGGAAGGGUAGAAACGAUGUCGUUUCAUGGCCAGACUUGGUGUGUGGCUAACGGGCACGCUGGGGAGGAGAAGCUGAAAGCCGCACUUGAUUAUGCCUGUGGAGAGGGAGGCGCUGAUUGUCGUCCGAUUCAAGAAGGUUCCACGUGUUACGAUCCCAACACGUUAGAGGCACAUGCUUCGUAUGCUUUCAACAGUUAUUAUCAACUGAAGUCACGUGGCCCUGGCACGUGCAAUUUCGGUGGUACCGCCCAUGUGACCACUCAGCCUCCCAGAUAUGGAAAUUGUGUAUUCCCCACAGGAUACUGAAGCAUGGUGGUGCGUUAGGUGAAGUUGGAAUUGGAUAGGUUGAGUUUUGGCUUUUAUUCACUUUUUUUUUAAAUAAUAAAAAAUUAUAUUGCAUUAGGUUUACUUGAUUAUCAAUUUGUUUGUAAUUAUGGUUAUUUUAUAUACAGUUAUUUUCCAUGUAUAUGAACAUCGAAUAGAUUUUGUUAUUUUCUUCUUGGAGGCAUCAAGUGUUAAUUUUAUUGGUUUUAU